CUACUGUGUGAUAUACUUCACUUUCUCUCUACUCAUAAUGUCCAUGGGGUUGGUAUCAGCUAAAUUCCCUGACACAGCACUGAUGUCUAUGUUUGUUGCUGGCCUGGGAGCAUGGCAAGCUAUGGUAGUGAUGUCUAUAUUUGCCUCUUUUCACUUGGGUAUAGUUCACUACCUUCCCACACCUGAGUACACAAUCUUCUCCAUGAUGGCAACAUCCCUCCCAUUUACUUUGUAUUGGGGGUUGAGUGUCCAAGACCCUUCGAUUCCAUACAAGAUGGGACGGGUGGUGAUCUGGACCAUUACCUUGCCUUACCAUGUUGUGGUCUGGAUUGAAUCAUUAGGAUGCAAAGCUGGUAUAUGGAUUCAAGCAAAAUGGGAAAAUGCUCGUGUGCGAGUUGGUGGAACAUUACCAGGAUUUUCCUCGGUGCCACCGCAGCCAAAUGCAUAGGUGAUGCAAACAAUCCUUGCUAAGUGAUGAAAAUAGGCCAGGUAAUAUAUUGUUUCGUUGUC
Molecule: messenger RNA, 510 nt
Organism: Lolium perenne
Lineage: Eukaryota; Viridiplantae; Streptophyta; Magnoliopsida; Poales; Poaceae
Source: RefSeq, a predicted model, not a curated record